This is a messenger RNA of Mya arenaria, 1958 nucleotides long. RefSeq lists its product as uncharacterized. The record is from RefSeq and is a predicted model, not a curated record. Bases 46 to 1887 code for a protein of 613 amino acids. Lineage: Eukaryota; Metazoa; Mollusca; Bivalvia; Myida; Myidae. The transcript is spliced from 9 exons.
GCAAAAGGUGUUUCAUAAAUUUAGUGUUUUUUUCAUAAAUUGUAUAUGAAAAUGCCUAAAUAUAUAUAUUCGGAGUAUUGUUUUAAGAUAUGUAUUAUUUGUGCCGUUAUCAAUUGCGUAAGCCUAUCAAAAGCCAGUGUCAUAUACUCUAACUGUGAUCAGCUUUCUUGGAGAGUAUCAAUGAACACAUGCCUACACGCAGGCGGCACGCCGGUCAGUGAAGAUGUAUACAGCUCUUACAAUGUGCUUCUGUCAAGUCGACAACGCGUCUGGACGUCUGACUAUACUGUUGGAACUAAACUUUAUACAAAUCGGACCGCUGAACUAUGUGGUGUCCGUACCUACAAUUCGUCUACUCAGACUCUUAGCGAGGAGUUUUUUUGGAACUGUGAUAGCCAUUUCCUGUACAGAUGCUGUUCUUCAGACAAAGGUCAUUCUGGUGGCAAUGUUGGACCCGGGUGUAUUCGUAAUGGAACAUGGGAAAAAGCUGUGACUUGCUCUGGUCAAAGAUACACAGCCGGUACCCAAGACGGCACAUAUUGGACAGGAGCGACUUUACAAACUACUCAGCAGCAAGUCCAAACAAAGUCAGACCUGCCAGGUGAAGGAACCCAAAUUUACAACUGUGGAUUCAUAAACACAGACGGGAAGUUUACACGAACUACGAGUUGUUAUCAAAAUAUGUCUUCACUGUGUAGUUUUGGCAAUUUUACAGACCAUUCAUCGCAUCAUAUGUCAGUUUGCAACUUUACGAAAACGGAGAAUGUUACUCGGCAAGACAACAGUCAGUCUAAGGCAAAACAAUCUGAUUCGAAAAUGGUGAUAGGCGUGGCUGUCGGUGUGGGUGUCUCUGUCGCUUUAGCUGUUGUUAUCAUUGGCCUGAUAUUCAUGCGAAGGAGAGGUAUGAUCUGUCGACCACCUACAAAAGAUACGCAAGCGCAUAAUAAUGCAGCAUACGGGGUCACAAAUGGAGACAUAUCGAUUUCUUUACCUGCAUUGUCUACCAAUGAUAAUGCGCAUUAUGAUAAUGGAGAAGACAAUAGCCAAUUUCAUGGAAAUGGGUCAGAACAUCAUAUCAAUGCGAAAACAAAUACGGCAUUUCCAGACAACAGCAGUCAACAUAAACAUGGUCAAAAUGGUGCUAUUGAAAACGACAUUCAAACAGAAAAUAACGGAACAGCUUCGGCUAACCAAGAUGACAAACACCGGCGUCAGCAGGAGUCCGAGCAAGCAAAUAGAGUGUAUAGUCGAUUCAAGAAACACAUCCGUAAAGGCAAAGGGAAUGAUUCCAUGGCGACAGACGGUAAGAAAAAGAUACGGGCUCGUACUGCAUGUGAUUCGCAACGUACCACUCAAGGACUAACAACAAACGAAUAUGGCAUCGCUUGUUUCAAGGACUCUACAAAACUGGUUCAACAAAAUGAUUAUGAUUAUCUUCACGAAGAUACUGAUGAGUACAAUACAACAAGUAUAAGUAACCUACACUUGCAUCCUGGCAGCGAGUACAAUACCAUUGAAAGGCGUGAUGAUUACUCUGUUGCCAACUUUGGUGGGAAUAAAACAUCACAAGUGACUAUAAAUGAGGCAAAUGAUGACGUUUAUAAUACACUGUCAACCAAUAAAGAAGACUACAAUACCGUCAACUUGCACCGAGACAACGUUCCAAACACAGCAUUGCAUUCAGAUGAGACUUACAAUACACUCCAUCAUGAGACAGAAGACUAUAACAUUGUUGACUUGAAGGGAGAAACCAAUGCCCACGUAAAAAUACUUCAUGAUGACACUUAUAAUACUCUUGGACGAGGGAGAGAAGAGUAUAACACUGUAGAUUUCCAUAAAAAUACCGAGGCCAACAAAUCCGACGACUGCUAUGACCAUCUCCAUUGAAUAUGACUUGUUUACGUUUUAACAGACACUGUUGCGCUCGUUUUAUGUUUUAUUUAUACUAUACCAAUCUA